GACUCCGACUACCUGAACACCAUUCCCGAUCCACGAACACCCAGUCCCAACCCACAGCGUACCAGCCCGGCAGAAGACUCGCAGGACCCGCAUCCCGAUCUAAGCAUUGAGGUUGCUAUGCUCAGUACGAAACUCAUCAACGCCAUCAACUACCAAACAAACCUGGAUGAUUCGUUGCAACACUCACGCCAUGAGCUUGAAGCUGCUAGACAGCGCAUAGCACAGCUGGAACAAGAGACACAACAGCACAAGUUCAUGAUCUCAAGUGGUGCUCUUGUCAACAAAGCUGAGGUGGACACGCUCAGACAAGAGUUGACGGAAUCGCAAAAGCAAAGAGAUAUCGCCGAAAAGGGCAGGAAAGAGAUGGAGGUCGAACUUGAGACUCUUACCAGUGCUUUGUUCGAAGAAGCCAAUACUAUGGUCGCCGCAGCUCGCAAAGACACGGAAGCUGUCGAACGCAAGAACGCGCAACUAAGGGCACAGCUGAAUGACACCGAAUUGCUUCUGGCCUCGCAGCAGGAACAGUUACAAGAUCUGAAGAGUGUCAUGGAAAAGUUGACUGAGGACCGAGACCGCGAUGAAACAGAUACAAUACCUCGUUCUUCGACGGCCCCAUCGACGCCAGGUGUCGACUCGAACAAGAUGAGCACCAUGUUUGACUCGCUACCCUUCUCUCCCAACGCUACACCAUUUAGCGACGUUCCUCCGGAUCAGCCUCUUCGCUUCUCACAUCUCAUUGUUCCCAUUAUGCGUAACGAUGUUGUUGCAUAUGGUGACUUUGCAGAUCUUCUCAAAUCCGCUAGAGCGGCUGCCCCUAACCACUCGCGCAAUUCAUCAGGCAUCAGCUCAAGCAUGUUCGUCGCUUCUGCCUCUUCGUCCUCGCCAAACAUUCCAGGUUCUUUUAGCUCUGGCGCUGCUGCAUCACCACGCGAGACGUCAUUCCAGUCGUCGGUACCUCCACUCAAGGAUAGCAAGUUCUACAAGAGAUGUCUCGUUGAGGAUGUAGAACCCACAUUACGUCUGGACCUUGCCCCUGGCCUCUCCUGGCUGGCCCGACGCACGGUAAUUGGAGCUGUAACUGGUGGUACCCUGAUUGUAGAGCCUUUUAUACCGCAAUCGCGCUUCUAUAGGAACGCCUAUGCAUGCGCGCUUUGCGGAGAGUCUCGCCGAACAGAGGCUCAUGCUCGCCGCCAUCGAUUCCGUACCAGUGAGGACGAGAACGCCCAGCGAUACCCCUUGUGUGAGUUCUGUUUGGGCCGUGUGCGAGCCACGGGCGAUUUCCUGGGCUUCCUCAGAAUGGUUCGCGAUGGACUUUGGAGGGCAUCUACAGAAGAAGACAUCAAAACCGCCUGGGAGGAGAGCGUACGCUUGAGAGAGAAGAUGUUCUGGUCCAGACUUGGAGGUGGUGUGGUUCCAGCGAUU
Messenger RNA from Aureobasidium namibiae CBS 147.97, 1422 nucleotides. RefSeq lists its product as uncharacterized. The record is from RefSeq and is a predicted model, not a curated record. Gene Ontology annotation, biological process: exocytosis. Gene Ontology annotation, cellular component: cell tip; Golgi to plasma membrane transport vesicle. NCBI's taxonomy places the organism in Eukaryota, Fungi, Ascomycota, Dothideomycetes, Dothideales, Saccotheciaceae. The transcript is spliced from 2 exons. The annotation marks the transcript as partial. Gene Ontology annotation, molecular function: guanyl-nucleotide exchange factor activity.